This is a messenger RNA of Mercenaria mercenaria, 1814 nucleotides long. RefSeq names its product adenine DNA glycosylase-like. NCBI's taxonomy places the organism in Eukaryota, Metazoa, Mollusca, Bivalvia, Venerida, Veneridae. Gene Ontology annotation, biological process: mismatch repair; base-excision repair. The transcript has 15 exons. Gene Ontology annotation, molecular function: adenine/guanine mispair binding; oxidized purine DNA binding; purine-specific mismatch base pair DNA N-glycosylase activity. Gene Ontology annotation, cellular component: nucleus. The coding region runs from base 251 to 1663 and encodes 470 amino acids. The record is from RefSeq and is a predicted model, not a curated record.
CAGAUCUAUAUCUUGUUCAGACAUUUAUGUUACUGUCCAUAUCAAAAGCCAUUUUAUAUUCAGAUAACGAAAAGGAGUAAUGUACAAUGCACUUACAAUAUGAAAUUCAGUAAACAAAAUCUUCAAUUCUGCAACAAAACCUGCAACCAACGACUGGUCCCUUUUCCCGCAAAAAAUCGAAAAACAUUACCCCAAAACGUUCAAAUUAACAAAUAUUUUGCCUUACUGGCGAUCAGCUGUGACAACAAGUAUGGUUAAAAGAAAGAAUCAAAAUGGAUCUCAAAAAGAAAAUAAAUCCUCAACGAUACCACCAUUCCACAACUUCACAGAUGAGGAGACGAAGGAAGUAAGGACCAGUCUUGUCUCUUGGUACAAUGAAAACAAGCGAGAUCUGCCAUGGAGGAGAUAUGCAUCACAUUUGGACAUCAACGAGAGAGCCUAUGCUGUCUGGGUGUCAGAGAUUAUGCUGCAGCAGACGCAGGUAGCAACUGUCAUAGAUUACUAUAACAAGUGGAUGAAGAAAUGGCCAACAGUGCAGGAUUUAGCUAAAGCUACCCUUGAGGAAGUAAAUGAGAUGUGGUCAGGACUUGGUUAUUAUUCCAGAGGUAGAAGACUGUUUGAAGGUGCAAAAAAGGUUGCUGAAGACUUAAAUGGUGAGAUGCCAAAAGAUGCAGAGAGUUUGCUGAAACAGUUGCCUGGUGUUGGUAAAUACACAGCCGGGGCCAUUGCUUCUAUAGCUUACAAUGAGGCAACUGGUCUCGUAGAUGGCAAUGUGAUUAGAGUGCUGUGUCGACUGCGCAUGAUAGGUGCUGAAAGUAAUGGUCAAGUGGUAACAGACACGUUGUGGUCUUUGGCAAACAAUCUAGUAGAUCCUGACAAACCUGGAGAUUUCAAUCAAGGCAUGAUGGAGUUAGGGGCCACUGUAUGUACCCCUAAAUCACCAGAAUGCUCCACUUGUCCUCUGAAAAAUAACUGCAAAGCAUUUGCACAGGUUGAGCAAGAGAAACGUAAAUCAUCAGAUAAGUUGGGGACACGGAAAAAAGACACAGAGAUAGUUGACAUAGAAUGUUUGACAGACAAGUGUCAACUGUGUUUACCUGAUACAGAGGUUUAUGAUUCAAGCCAAGGUGUGAUGAACUACCCCCGUAAAGGAAAGAAGAAGGCAGCGAGGGAGGAAUCCACAAUAGUUUGUGUUACUUGUAGGAAGUCAGACUCGGAGGAUGAGUUCCUUAUUACACAGAGACCAGAAAAGGGGUUACUAGCGGGUUUGUGGGAAUUUCCAAGCUACUGUUGUGAUGAUACAAGCUCAGAUAAACCUUCAUGUGACAGCAUUCUACAGCAUCAUGGGGUCACUGUGACCAGAGAAUCGAGAGAAAAAGACUGUGGAGAGGUUGUACAUAUAUUCUCCCAUAUACACCAGACAUACCUGAUUAAGAGUGUAACUGUAGACCAGUCUAGUAUCAAGCAACAGGACCAGCCAAAAUGUAAAUGGGUAACCAGACAACAGUUUAUGGAAGCUGCAGUCUCUACAGCCAUGAAAAAGGUUUUUAAGGCUUACGAGGCUGCUUGUAAUGAAGAUAGGAAGGCAAGUACAAAACCGAAGGGGAAAAUAGAUAAGAAUCAAAAGUCAAUACAAGCUUUCUUCAAACCAAAGGCUUCCUGACAGAAAAAUGUGGACAUCUUAUGUUUUAUAGCAAUUGAUCUUGCCUUUUAGAAGUGGAUCUUCGAAAUUAUCAGACAAGACCUGUUGCUCAUUACUGUUUUUUCAUAUUAUUGAGAAAAUACAAUGCAAUAAAUUAGAAAGUACAGUAGAA